Camellia sinensis is the source of this 2259-nucleotide messenger RNA. RefSeq names its product protein SINE1. Gene Ontology annotation, molecular function: microtubule binding. NCBI's taxonomy places the organism in Eukaryota, Viridiplantae, Streptophyta, Magnoliopsida, Ericales, Theaceae. Gene Ontology annotation, cellular component: microtubule. The record is from RefSeq and is a predicted model, not a curated record.
CUCUCUCUCUCUCUCUCUCUCUCUACUUUUAACUUCCCGCCCAAACCCUCAGAAUUUGCUUUCUCUUUUUACACUCGAACCCCUUCUGUCUUUUCUACCAAUCCUCUCUCUCUCUCUCUCUAGAGGCUUCCAUCAUCUGGAGGUUAACAAAAGCAAACAAUAAUAAAUAAGUAAUGGGUAGAAGUCUGAGCCCAAUUCUGCGGCAAGAGUUGGAAAAUCUUGAGAAAGGUGCAGAUAGCAGAAAAUCUGCAAUGAAAGCGCUGAAAUCAUAUGUGAAAGACUUGGAUUCAAAGGCAAUUCCACUCUUUCUUGCUCAGGUUUCUGAAACCAAAGAGAAGAAUGGUUUGGCAUCAUUGCCAUCUGGGGAGUACACAAUUUCCCUCUAUGAAGUUCUUGCCCGCGUCCAUGGCCCAAAAAUUGUCCCUUUGAUUGAUAACAUCAUGACCACCAUCAUCAACACUUUAACUUGCAGUGCAGGUUCUUUUGCUCUUCACCAGGCUUGUUCAAAGGUUGUCCCAGCCAUAGCAAGGUACGGGAUUGAUCCCACAACUCCACAAGACAAGAAGAUGCAUAUAAUACACUCUCUCUGCAAGCCCCUUUCUGAUUCUGUUUUGGCUAGCCAAGAGAGCCUUUCUUCUGGAUCUGCCCUCUGCUUAAAGGCUCUUGUUGAUUCUGACAAUUGGCGCUUUGCUUCAGCUGAUAUUGUCAACGAGGUUUGUCAGAGAGUUGCUGGAGCCCUAGAUAACCCCACACAGACACAGACCAAUUCUCACAUGGCCUUAGUUAUGGCUUUGGCCAAGCAUAAUAAUUUGAUUGUUGAAGCAUAUGCAAGGUUGUUAAUACAAUCAGGAUUGCGGAUUUUGAAUGCUGGGGUUGCUGAGGGAAAUUCUCAGAAACGGUUAUCUGCCAUUCAGAUGGUUAACUUUUUGAUGAAAUGUUUGGAUCCAAAAAGCUUAUUCUCAGAGCUUGGAUUGAUUAUUGGGGAGAUGGACAAGUGUCAAUCUGAUCCGAUGGCUUAUGUUAGAGGGGCUGCUUUUGAGGCUCUGCAAACUGCAAGAAGGAUAGCCACGGCCACAGAGAAAGGCUUGAAAAUUGAUCGGGAUAUGAUGAUGGGUUCAUCUACAGGAUCAAGUUUUGGUAGGAGGGGCAAUAAUAGUCGGAGGAGAAAUUUAUUAUCGAGUGCUGGGGAUCAAUCACCUGUGGCUGCAUCACCCGAAUCACAGACAGUUGAUUCUUUUGUUGGAUAUGAUUCUUUGAUUGAAUCACCAAUUUCCAAUUGUCAGGCCUCUGGUGAGCUUAGUUAUGAUCAUGAUCGAAGGAGUGUCAAUCGGAAACUUUGGAGGAGGUAUGAGAAUGGUGGAGUGGAUGUAUCUCUCAAGGAUGGCUUGUACUCUGAGGUGACUCGUGGAAGUGCCACUCAGAGCCCCAAAGGUGGUGGAUCUUUCGAUAGCGAAGGUGAUGAUUACACAGACGGAUUUGCAGGAUUCUUGCAGGGAAGUACUAGAAGAGACAGAGUUCCAAGAAGUACUACUCCUAGUCCUCAGAGGUCUCGCUAUCAGAUUAAUGUAGAUAAUGUGAAGAUUUUCGAAACUCCAAGGAAGCUCAUUCAUUCUCUUCAGGAUCCAAAUAAUGAGAGAGCCAACUUCUCGGAAAAACAUUCUAGAAUGUUUAGAAGCCCAUCCUCCAGCAAAUUCGAGUGGAGCCCUACAUCCAAAUAUGACCAAAAUGGUCUUUCACCCAAUAUCAACUAUGUGGUCGAAAAGGAUGGAGAACUACAUGUUGGCAAUGAACAAUUCCAAGGUGGUUCAGAAUCCGUAUCAUCAACAGAAGAUAUUCCUAUUAAUGCUGAUUUGCAAGUGGCUGAGAAGGUGGUUCCUGGAAGUGAAGUUGAAUCGCUGAACUUUGACAAUCAGAAAAACAAUUGCAAGUCUGCUAUCAGUAUGGUCUGUGGUGUCUUUGUUAUGCUAUUUGCAGUUUUUAUUUCUUUACUGUGGAUUGAUGGCCAGGAUGAAAGCUGUAACCUUGUUCCCACCUAAUUUACCCAUUGAAAUGUAUCAAAAUCAAAGUAGGACAAUUAUUAGUGGUAAACACUUUGGAGUUGUGAUCUUGAGAAUCCAAUGGCUUUUGUAAUCAAAGAAUUAUAUUAGGUUAUCCUAACCAUGAGUAAGAUGUUUGAUGUGCUUUAUAGAAGUUAAAUCAUUGUGUUAUCUUGGGACAAUCAUUCUUCCUAUCUAUGCGUGUCUUUUGUAUUCUUUAGGA